AUCGGGAUCAUUCAUCGUCACGUUCCUGCAGCGGGAGCUCUCGGCAUGGUGGCCGCACCCGGCUCCCAGCUCAGCGCCGUGGCGCGAACGCUCCUUCCGAUGCUCGUGGUGAUCACCGUGGUCCUGGCGCUGCGGAGGCACAUCCGCUUCUCGCGCCAGCCAUGGCUCGCGACAUCGAGCUCGCUGCGACCUUCCCUGACGGCGACCUGGGCGAACCUCGCGCAGCUCACCCACUCCAAGGCCGUGCUGACCUUUGGCGUGCUGCUGCGAGCGCCGUUGCGGGCCCUGCAGCUGCUGCCCCUGGCGCUGGUCAACUCGAUCAUGGGCCAGGCGCGCAACGACAUGCGCGACACGGUGGUGGGCCUCAUUCGGCCGCAGGCUGCUCGGCUGGACACCCACGACUCUGAGAUUCGCCAGCUGCAGGAGCGUGCUGCUGCUAUGGAGGCUCGGCAGGGCGCUCUACGCUCCGACAUGCAUGCGGUGCAGCGCUUGCUGGCCCAG
Molecule: messenger RNA, 501 nt
Organism: Prorocentrum cordatum
Lineage: Eukaryota; Dinophyceae; Prorocentrales; Prorocentraceae
Source: the annotation of a GenBank genome assembly